This is a messenger RNA of Puccinia graminis f. sp. tritici CRL 75-36-700-3, 216 nucleotides long. RefSeq lists its product as uncharacterized. The coding region runs from base 1 to 216 and encodes 71 amino acids. NCBI's taxonomy places the organism in Eukaryota, Fungi, Basidiomycota, Pucciniomycetes, Pucciniales, Pucciniaceae. The record is from RefSeq and is a predicted model, not a curated record. The transcript is spliced from 5 exons.
AUGAACCCUUGCAACGGAAACUGCUCUUGCGGUGCUUUGUCGUCCCCAACGACUCCAGCGGCGUUGCUCCUUUGUGCGAUGGACUUUUACAGAGUUUACGCCAUUAUGAUUCUGACUGCAGUGUUCAUUGCUGCCUAUGGCCGCUAUGGUUUGAAUCAAAUCUUUGCUUUCAAUUCUGAGCCUAUAAUGUUCCACUCAACCUGCGACCAUGACUGA